ACCAAGAAUCGGUUUAACGGCUCCCUCUGGUACCAAUCACCAUUCAAAGGGCCACCCACCGCCGAAGUCGAAGCAGCAUGGCAAUCAGUAAUGCAAUACGGAAUGAUAGCGGUAUCAGCAACAGACCUGCGUCAUGCACAAAGACUCGAAGACCUAGCAACUGCCGCACAAUUCCCCCGCUCAGCUCUGCCCACACCCAACUCGUCGCUAAGCGGCGAUGAGGAGAAGAAAUACAUCGCUGUAGCCCUGGGAACACACCAACUGCACUGCCUGCAUUUCAUCUGGCAAGACCAUCACGCGACAUUCUUCCCCAACUCGACUCUCCGCAAGCAGCACGAGGUUCCGGAGCUGUACGAGAGACAUUAUGAGCAUUGCGUCGACUAUAUUCGGCAGAGUAUCAUGUGUGGGUUUGAUACUAGUCUGGUGUCGUAUGACUGGGUGCGAGAGCAUCAGACUCCAACACCUAAUUCGAAUGUAAUGCAUAAAUGUGUGAAUUGGGGAGUGGUGCAGGGGUGGUUGAAAGAGAGAGCUCUGAUGAUUCCAGAUGGGUUUGUGUGGAGGCAGCCCGAGGGACAGGCGAGUUUGGCAUUUAAUCCGUAA
This is a messenger RNA of Talaromyces proteolyticus, 600 nucleotides long. RefSeq lists its product as uncharacterized. The record is from RefSeq and is a predicted model, not a curated record. NCBI's taxonomy places the organism in Eukaryota, Fungi, Ascomycota, Eurotiomycetes, Eurotiales, Trichocomaceae. The annotation marks the transcript as partial. The transcript has a single exon. Gene Ontology annotation, biological process: mycotoxin biosynthetic process.